Messenger RNA from Aspergillus ochraceoroseus IBT 24754, 732 nucleotides. RefSeq names its product putative Rho-like small GTPase. NCBI's taxonomy places the organism in Eukaryota, Fungi, Ascomycota, Eurotiomycetes, Eurotiales, Aspergillaceae. Bases 127 to 732 code for a protein of 201 amino acids. The transcript is spliced from 4 exons. Gene Ontology annotation, biological process: small GTPase-mediated signal transduction. Gene Ontology annotation, molecular function: GTPase activity; GTP binding. The record is from RefSeq and is a predicted model, not a curated record.
CAAGAAUGAAUCUAGCAAUGAAUGACCAGAUUUUGAGACACCUUUAUCAAUACUGGGUAUAGAGGAGUUUAUAUAUAUAUAUUGAAGAAUUGAAUAUUGUAUCUUUUUAAAGAACAUAUUGUCGUCAUGGCGGAAUCUGUGGGCAGAGAGACGCUCGAGACACCGAUCACGAUCCUGUUAUUAGGGGAUGCAGGAUGUGGGAAAUCGACCUUCCUAUCAGGACUUAAGAAUAUCCGACCAAGAGGGCCGGGAACAUCCAAUACACAAGUCGAGAUACUUCGGGAUGGUGACCAGCCCUUUGUGUACGAUAUAAAUUUCUCCAAGAAGUCAUUUACGCUCGAGAUUUAUGAUACUGCAAGUCCGAACCAGCAUUGGUCUACUCUUCAGCCUGACGUGGUGCUUUUGGCCUUUGAUAUCUCGAAUCGCGAGACGCUAGAUGGUCUAAAGAGGUGGCGAGCCGAUGUGAUUCGAUACUUCCAGCGUGGUGCUGGUGAACGCAUCCCGGUUAUGAUGGUGGGUUUGAAGCGAGACCUGAGAGCUCCGGGAGAAGGGCUUAUUUAUCCAGAAGAAUCAUACGGAAUAGCGCAAGAGCUUCGGUGUGAUCGCUAUGCGGAAUGCUCUGCUGUGACUGGGGAGCUUAUGGCGGAGACAUUUGAGGAUUUAGCAAGGCUUGCAUUUAUGACGACUACAGAGGCUGGGGGGCAAUCGAAGGGGGGUUGUGUGAUUCUUUAA